AUGGGAUGUCUUUCUGCACCGCUGAGAUGGAAGGGCGAAGAACAGUUCACAGCCUCAAUGGCAUGGUUCGACAGUUCACGCUGCGUACCCUUCAGGAGUACGAUACCGGGGCGCGAACGAGCACAAGUGGGAAGGAGGGUGGACGCGCGUCUUCCCGAAGACGCUACUGCGUUUGACACAGAUGCCGGGCUGGGACGGGUCGCGCAAGGGGAUAGUAGCGCCUGGGCGGAUGUAUGGGCGGGCGCUCCUGCUGAACUUCCGAAAGAACUCGAACAUGUACCACCGACAGACGUAUCUGCCUUGCUUAUACUAUCCGAUGACGCACCACAAGGUUUACUCAGCUCUCUACAAACUGCGUAUCCCGGUGCUUGCAAGAUGGCUUUGCGCGUUUCGUCGACACCGUUCGUCACGGGCCGACCAUUCACGCUUCUACGGGAUGGCAAUGUCCAUUCUUCAGGCGCUGUGGGCUUAGCCAUACUGAAAGCUACACCGAGCCUGAGGACGACAUUCGAUGGACUCCAUCCAUUAUCUCCCGUGAUGAAGGUUACAGCAGCCGAAGGCAACCUAAUCCACACUUUGAACGACGGCAAUCCCUCCCAGCUACUACUAGAUGCUAUUCGAUCGACUGGCUUGUACGGAGAAAACGCAAAGGAGGACAACUUCGUUCUGGGCGUGUCCACUUCUCCCGAGGUCCUCCAUCAACGCGCUUUCCGGAUAACGUCUGGUGAUCCGAAGCGUGGCACAUUGGCGCUGGAAACCGACGCCACAAUCACGGAAGGUUUAUUCGUGCAGUUCUUCAAAUCAUCAACACCCUCAGAUGUCGCGCAGCCUGACCGCACGCCUUCGAUCUCAUUCAUGACGACCUCUGACGCAGCUGGGACACGAGCACAGGACGGUCAUGCGGGCAGCGUGGACGUGGAGUCCGUGCGCAUCAUCGAAGGUGCAUUCGUGGCAGGGAGUGAAAAUGGGUGGACUGUUGCGCAGGCAGACGAAGAGGCUUGGGCCUGCAGCGUGCCGGGAGCGUCAACUUCCGUGGCCUGGUGA
This is a messenger RNA of Peniophora sp. CBMAI 1063, 1044 nucleotides long. The record is from the annotation of a GenBank genome assembly. NCBI's taxonomy places the organism in Eukaryota, Fungi, Basidiomycota, Agaricomycetes, Russulales, Peniophoraceae.